GGCGGGAAAAUCUGUCCCUUAAAUCUCCCAAUUCUGACUCCAAAACCUUGUUAAGAACCCUCAAGAAAUGUCCCAAAUUGAAACCCUAGGAAUUCUCGAGGAGAUCCAAGCUCUCGUCUCCGAUAAACUUCAAGUAGUAUCCUACAAGUGGUUGAGUCGUAAUUUUUUAGUCUCAUCCAAUGUUGCAAAGAGAUUGCUUGCAGAGUUUGUUGAGAAACAUGGAAGUGGCUUAGAAGUUGUAUAUAGUUUGUCUGGCUGGUUGAAGAACUCUCCAUCAAAUUAUCAUAUUCAGCUCGUGACAGGGCCUAAACUUUCAGAAGCCAAGCAAGUAUAUGAUGGCAAUUGCAGAGUUCAUGUGUAUAGUGUGCAAGCUUGCAUCCCAAAGGACCUGGCUGCACUUUGGAAUACUGAAUUUAUACAAGCUGAAGAGCUCUUCAAGCAGCCCACCUCAGUGGAUAAUUGCUUGAGAGAUAACAGAUUCUGUGGGAUUUCAAAUUCAUUUGUCAAGCGCAAUGUCGAUGGAACUCCUGCGAAGGUUGCAACUGCACAGCCAAAUAGUGUGGGAAUCUCAGGACUGUUCAUACAUAAUUCUGCUCAAUUCAGUGCACCUUUACCAUCUCAACAAAAUAAGGUUCAGCAAUCAAGCUCAAAAGUUGCCCAGAAGCCUCCCAUUGUGGUAAAAGGUAUCAAAAGCGACAGUAUUAGUGGUGGAGUCCAUGAUUUGGCCACCAAGCCUUCUGCUGAUAAAGAAAAAAAUACUUCCUUUCCUUCUAAUAAAAAGAAAGGCCAGAAUGAUAAAGGCUCCACUGGAAAUGGAGGUUCAUUAGCAAAUUUCUGGGAUCGUGCAUCUGCGAAACCAAAAACCUGUUCUGCGCCAGCAGAUAAUAUUGAUUCCAUCCAAAAUUCUAAUGAUGCACAAAUUUCUGCUUGUGAAGCAGUAGAACAUGAGAACAGUGACAUUGAUGCUCAAGAAGUUAAUUUUGGGAGAGCUUCUAAUAGUGAAGGCAAUAGGAAACGGAGGGUAGUUUUGGAUUUAUCAGAUGAAGAUGAGUAUGAAGAUGCUGUCAAUCUAGCUUCACCUGAUCCCCCUAAAAGGAAAUCAUUUUUAGGUUCAAUACAAAAUUCUAAAACUUCAGUUCCAGAGAGGCCCGAUGUAGACAAACCAGACAAAGAUGAAGUAACAGUUAAGGAAGAGAGAACUGCUAAUAGAGAACCCAAUAGAUCACUGGGGGAAGAAACUUCACUUGGCAGCAAAAGCACAAAUGGUAAGAAUUCCUCUUCGGUCAAGCUUGAAAGCCAGCUUCCUGAAACUGAUUUAAAGAAGGAUAAAGUGACUGAUGCCUCACCAAAUUCACCUAAAAGGAGGAAAGUGUUGAAGACACGUAUUGAUGACCGUGGAAGAGAAGUUACUGAGGUAGUUUGGGAAGGUGAGGAGACAGAGGUGAAGAAAGUUGAAAGUGACGUGCCGAAGAAAGCUGGAAGUGGAGCAACCAAUGCUACCACCAAUACUGUCGCAAAUACUAAUAGCCGGCCUGCUGUAGCCAAAAGGCCCCCUGCAGUUGGAACCACUGCACCAUCUAAUCCGGGAGUUAAAACGGGAAACAAGAAAGCUGGAAAUGCAAAGGAUCCUAAGCAAGGAAACAUUCUAUCUUUCUUCAAAAAGGUCUGAUCAGUGAUAUCAAGCGCUUUUUGCUUUUUCCUUCCCUUUCUAUAUGAACUUGCGGUAGUGAAAAGUUGCUUUAACAGACAUCGAUAGAUGUUCAUGUACAUUUCCCCAGAUAAUUAUGAAUGAAUUCUACGAAUAGCUUCAGAAGUGGUAA
Gossypium raimondii (Peruvian cotton) is the source of this 1820-nucleotide messenger RNA. RefSeq lists its product as uncharacterized. Gene Ontology annotation, cellular component: nucleus; delta DNA polymerase complex. Gene Ontology annotation, biological process: DNA strand elongation involved in DNA replication; DNA synthesis involved in UV-damage excision repair; DNA replication. The record is from RefSeq and is a predicted model, not a curated record. Gene Ontology annotation, molecular function: DNA-directed DNA polymerase activity. Bases 68 to 1669 code for a protein of 533 amino acids. NCBI's taxonomy places the organism in Eukaryota, Viridiplantae, Streptophyta, Magnoliopsida, Malvales, Malvaceae. The transcript has 8 exons.